GUACUGGACUUUGUUCCUAGAUCGAAGCUAUAGAACGGCGCCAUGACCCUUUUGUUGCGUGGGGCCUCGGGACCCCCUCCCGAGAUCGCCCAUAUCAUUCACGUCACUUUUGAGAGUCACCUCUCACGACUCUUACUGACAUUAUUCGGCCUUUCUAUAUCCCACUUUCAAUGGCAUUCAAUAUUGCCAGACCGAUAGCACAGUUCCACGGCCGAAGCUUGGUCAACGGAUCAGCAUCUGCCGAGCUACUCUACUCCUCGGCUAGCCUCAGUUUCUGGGGCGGAGUAAAUCCCCAAACGGGUGAUGUUGUGGAUCACCACCAUCCCUUGCGAGGUAAAUGUAUGGCUAGUCGAAUCCUUGCCAUACCAUGUGGCCGCGGAUCAUGUACCGGCAGCACCGUGAUGCUCGAACUUCUGCUGAACGAGUGUGCUCCUGCGGGGUUGAUAUUCGAGCAGCCGGAAGAGAUAGUGACACUAGGAGUCUUGGUGGGAAAGGUUCUUUUUCAGCGCUCGCUUCCGGUUAUUGUUCUCGCUUCGGAGGACUUUCAUCGAAUCAAGGACUGGCCAUUUGCCGCCAUCGAUGCGGGAAGGGUUCAACUCAGUGGCAGUCUUUUGGCAGCACCACCGCUGCAGCUCAAUAGUCUAGCGAGUCAGGUUGAGCUCUCUCAAUCCGAUCAGAGUAUACUUGCAGGGGCAAAAGGUACGGCUGCAAAGGUUGCCCUACAGACCAUUCUUCAUUUUGCUGCUAUUCAGGAGGCAACGUGUCUUAUCGAUGUCUCACGCGCUCAUAUCGACGCCUGCAUUUACACUGGCCCGGCUAGUCUCAAAUUCGCACAGUCUUUCCAAGCUAUGGGGGCUCGAUUUGCGCUUCCAACGACGCUAAACUCCAUAUCUAUCGAUCAACGUCGAUGGAAAGAGCUCGGGGUUGAUCCUGAGCUGGCAGAACAGGCUGGCACACUCGCCAACAUCUAUCUAUCCAUGGGCGCGCAGCCCAGCUUCACAUGUGCACCAUACAAUCUUGAUUCCGCCCCGAAGGAGGGUGAAAAUAUCGGGUGGGCAGAGUCGAACGCGGUCGCAUUUGCCAACAGUGUUCUUGGGGCACACACGCAGAAAUACCCAGACUUUAUCGACGUGUGUAUUGCAUUGACGGGACGAGCUCCUUCCGCCGGGUGUCAUACAGUCGAAGGCCGUCGUCCCGGAAUUUGCAUCCAAGUACAUAGCAUUCCAGACUCCGUCGACGAUGCAUUCUACCCAGCUCUUGGAUAUGCUGUCGGUAAGAUUGCCCAGCACCGCAUUCCCCUAGUCUGUGGUAUCGAUCACCUCAACCCGCAACGGAUGGAUCUCAAAUCGUUCAGCGCGGCCUUCGCUACAACUUCGUCUGCGGCCAUGUUUCAUAUCAACGGAGUGACUCCGGAGUCUGCACGAUUUGCCAGCCUCGAGGCCCGUCUACCCCACUUCCAAAUCACGGCCCCCGAUAUCUUGGAAUGCCGACGAGGCUUGAACUCCGCCCCUGACCCAUCGGUUGGGUUAGUAUCGCUCGGUAACCCGCAUUUCGCCAUGGAGGAAUUUGAAAGCCUGUCUCGGCUUUGCGCGAGGCGGACGAAAAGCCCAUCAGUUGAGCUCAUCAUCACCACAAGUCGCAGCACUUAUGAGCUUGCGUUCACUGCUGGCAUAAUAACCACCCUCGAGGACUUUGGCGCGGUGAUAAUUACCGAUACAUGCUGGUGCAUGCUUGGGGAGCCGGUUGUGCCGAAAUCGGGUAGCAACAUCAUGACCAACUCAGGUAAAUACGCACAUUAUGCGCCCGGAAUGGUCCAUCGGGGGGUUCAUUUCGGGAGUCUGGCGCAGUGCGUCAAUGCGGCUUGCACGGGGAAAUUUUUAGAUAUCCUAGAUGCUACAGACGAGAAGCAGUACUAGUAGACACUACAUU
Aspergillus steynii IBT 23096 is the source of this 1929-nucleotide messenger RNA. RefSeq names its product aconitase family protein. The record is from RefSeq and is a predicted model, not a curated record. Lineage: Eukaryota; Fungi; Ascomycota; Eurotiomycetes; Eurotiales; Aspergillaceae. The transcript has a single exon. The coding region runs from base 171 to 1916 and encodes 581 amino acids.